Capsella rubella is the source of this 2327-nucleotide messenger RNA. Its product is annotated as WAS/WASL-interacting protein family member 1. Lineage: Eukaryota; Viridiplantae; Streptophyta; Magnoliopsida; Brassicales; Brassicaceae. The record is from RefSeq and is a predicted model, not a curated record. Bases 163 to 1578 code for a protein of 471 amino acids. The transcript has a single exon.
UUCUUACAUUCUUUUUUUUUAUGGUAGGAACAUUAAAAAAAAAACAGAACUUAACCUCUAAGUCUUAGCAUUUCCACUAACUUCUUUCUCUCUGUCUUCUUUCAUAACCAAAAUAAAGAACUUUUACAACUUCUCUACAACACUCACUUUUCUCUCUCUCUAAUGGUGGAAGCAAAAAGCCCCAAGAAACCAACCCAAUUGGGUACUAAAGAAGAUCAAAACCCUACAAGAUUCUACUCUCGAUUCAUCUUCAAAGCUCUUAUCCUCACCGUGCUCUGCGCCGUCGUACCUGUCUUCCUUUCUCAGACGCCGGAGCUAGCUAACCAAACAAGACUCCUCGAGCUUCUCCACCUUGUUUUCGUCGGCAUAGCCGUCUCCUACGGCCUCUUCAGCCGCCGUAACUAUGACGGAGGAGGAGCCGGAGGAUCAAGCAAUAGUGAUCACAACAAAGCUGAUCAUCAUAACAACAACAAUUCACACUCUUAUGUUCCUAAGCUUCUUGAAGUAUCCUCUGUUUUUAACGUUGAUCACGAGAGUGAAUCUGAACCGUCCGAUGAUUCCUCCGGCGACCACCGUAAGUUUCAGGCAUGGAGGAACAAGUACCACAUGAAAAUCCCCGAGGUUGAGACUCGUUUCGUCGAUCGAGUUAGCUCAGAGAUCAGAGAGAAACCUCUGCUUUUACCUGUUCGGAGCUUGAACUAUUAUCCUGUUCCUGAUUCCUUCGGCGAUAAAUCCGGUCGAUGGGAUAAAGUGAGAUCCAAAAGACAGCUUUUGAAGACUCUUGGUGAUGAUAACAGUGAUGUGCUUCCUUCUCCGAUUCCAUGGAGGUCAAGAUCAUCAUCAUCAUCGUCAAAAGAGAUUGAAUCUCCACCGUCCAUUAAGAAUCUGACUACAGUUGAAUCACAGCCGUUGAUCAAGAAUCUGACACCAUCUUCUUCUUACUCCUCUCCAAGAAAGUCGAAUCCUAUACCUAAUCUCGCAUCUCAGUUUCAUCCAUCUCCGCCACCUCCUCCUCCGCCUCCACCGCCUCUACCGGCGUUUUAUAAUUCAUCGUCGAGAAAGGUUCAACCGGGAAUUUACAGAGUUGAGCGGAGGGAAUCAGUUCACAAGACUAAAUUUGAAGGCGGUGAGUUUCAUAAUCCUCCGCCGCCUCCGCCACCACCACCUCCGGUGGAGUAUUAUAAGUCACCUCCGACAAAAUUCAGAAUAAGUAGCGAACGGAGAAAGACGUCGGAGCAAAAGAUGAAAAGAAACUUUCCUAAAAAGGUGUGGUGGUCUGAUCCAAUCGUGGAAUCCAAGGAACAAGACACGGAGAAGAAUGAUCAAAGAAGUUACUUGGAAAGCAAGGAAGCUGAAGACUUCGAGAAAGAAGAACAGAGAAGAAGAGAAAAUGAAAUGCACGAGGAGGUUGAGAAGAAGAUAGUAGCGGAAGAAGGAGCUUGUGAGAGCAACAAUGUAAGUGACGUGGACAAAAAGGCAGAUGAGUUCAUUGCAAAGUUCAGAGAACAGAUUAGGUUACAAAGAAUCGAGUCUAUCAAGAGAUCUGCUGGUAAGAUCUCUGCAAACUCUUCGAGGUAGAACUUAUUAACUACUAUUAAUAAUAGGGAAGCCAAAAUACAUUUUCAGUUAAUGUUGGUAAUGUAUCAUAAGGUUGUAAUAUGAAGGGGAACAAAUAUUUUUGUUACAACAUUUUUAUUCAGCCUUGCAAAUAAAAGAUGGAAGAGAGGUGUAUGUGAAUGAAUGAUCCGAUGAGAUGAGGCUUGAUCUCUAUAUAGAGUCAGUCCGACACCAAGCUGCUUACAUAGGAAGACAUCAUUUUAAUCUGACACCAAGCUGCUUGCAUCUUCAGCAUCUCAUAGCAGUCUGAUUCAAACAACAUAGAAAAAGCUCUUUGAACAAGACACAUUUCAUACAAAAAAAAAGAACAAGACACAUUUCUCUUUGGAAGGUGAAAGUUCUAGACUUUAUCUAGUACUUGAGGAAGGAAGACCCAAUCUACUCGACGGCGUAAACAUGAAAAAUUUCGGGUUCUUUACCGGGAUUAUUGCUCGUCGCAUCCAUCCAGCCGGGGUGCAAAUCUCCGCUCAUGAAGUGCUUGUACGUUAGGACUUAGGAGAGUGUCCAUGGAGAACGGUCAACUCGACAAGAAAAUCUAGUUGAUGUUUGUGUCAAAACAUUUAUUUUUUGGGCUAAGUGGGUUUGGAUAAGAAGAAAUGGCCUAUUAGCCUAACAUCUAUGUUCAGUAAGGCUUAUAUUCGACCUAUACUCAUGUAUGACCGUAUAGUAACAUCCUCACUUGCAAGUUGUAAUGGUAACAAUUCACCAGU